Microthlaspi erraticum is the source of this 249-nucleotide messenger RNA. NCBI's taxonomy places the organism in Eukaryota, Viridiplantae, Streptophyta, Magnoliopsida, Brassicales, Brassicaceae. The record is from the annotation of a GenBank genome assembly.
AUGCACACUGGUGAGGUCAAGAAGGGUGUUCCGAAUAGGGUGUUAAGGUGCUUAAUGGAGCUUUGGAGCCAUUUGGGAGAAGGAGUGUCGGAGACGUCAAGACAAAGAGCAACCAGGAUGCGAACCAGGAUCAGAAACCCGUUUGUCGCCUUACAAGCUUUCUUGACCAAGAAGAGAGUUGACCAUGCCUUAAUGAAACGCAGCGUUCUGGAGCUUAAAUCUUGGGGAAGGAAAGAAGAAGGGUUUUAG